AACACUUACUGGGAAGAGAGGCCGGCGGUGCCCGCGGGAGAGCCGGAGACCGGCGGGCAGUGGUUGCUGGGGGGCAUCCCCCUCCUCCGCCCCGCCGCCGCACCGGGCAGCCGGGAGGGGCUGGAGGAGCGAAGGAGUUAAAGGGAGGCGCUUGGGAAAUCUGAUGCUAACGAAGCCCCAGGAAUGUUGCACAUUUCCAUUCCCCUCCAGCUUUCGGAGGAGGUCAGUCCCCGCUGCGGGCAGCCGCUCCGAGGAGCCCAACCCCGCGGCCGCACUUGUUCCGGGCGCUGCCCUGCACCUUCCCGCAGGUUACACCGAGAGACGCCGCGAUCGGACGGGACAGGGCGGGAGGCAGUGGGCGCGGCCGGAGAUGCCGGGGAGACGGCUGUGGUGGGCCCGCUGCUGGCUCGGCGUCUGCCUCUCGCUGCUGGGCACGGGAGGCGGCAGCACCGAGCCCUGCCGCGGCCCCUCCUGCGGCGGCGAGGCUCCCCCGCCGCCCUGCCGCGGGGCCCGCUGCGGCGGCAGAGCCGGCCGCCCGACGCGGUCCUUCCUGCACACCGCCACGCCGCUGCGGCCGCCGCAGGGCAAGGCGCCGCCCGCCGCCCCUCACGCCGCCCCGCCGCCCCGCCCGCCGGCCGGCAGCGCCCCGCACCCCGUCGCUAGGGGGGGCGCGCCGGAGGCCUGCCCCGGCGGAGACUGCGCCGCCAACGGCACCCGCCGCGACUGCCCGGGCCUGGAGUGCCGACUGCUGCCCCGCCUGCGGCCGCGGCCCCGCGGCCAGGGCUGUGCCGCCGCUGCCGAGGGCUGCCCCGAGCCCGCGCUGCUGCGAGCCGCCGAGAGAGCCGCCCAGUUCGCGGGGGACGACUUUGCCUACGCCGCUCCCGAGCUGGGCGGCGGCGCCCUGGGAGUGCAGCUCACCUGCGACGUCAAGCCAGGAGAAAAUGAAGUUCCAUCUGAAGAUGCCCUAAUAUUACAGCUGCACCUUGCAAAAGGGCACGAGAAAUUUACUGAAAUGCUAAAAAGCCAACAACAGAUCAUUGCCGAUUUGCAGCAAAAACUUGCUGAACAGCAGCACAUAUUGGUUAGCCAGCAACGGGAGAUUCUUGAACAGCAAAGAAAAAUGUAUGAGCAAAUGGAUCUGAUCAAAGUCCAGUAUGGCAUGCUUUUUGACACAGUGAAACAAAUGUCAUUUCAGAGUUUGCAAGAAGAUAUUCAAAGUUAUUUUGAAAGUCAUCUUCAAGGACUUCAGAACCAGGUCAGAAAUCAUCUCCAGAAGUCAUACUCUGUGCAUAAAGUAGAAGUGGAUGCAAAAGUGAUUAAUGUUGGGGAGUCUUUGCUGGACUGUGGCCUUUGUGAAAGUGAUGAAUUUUGCAAUUUCCAAAAGACACCUUCACAAUGUGAAAAAUGUACAUUGUGUCCUGCUGGUUUUUUCCAAAUGGCCGAGUGUUCUGCAAACUCUGAUCGGAUUUGCCAGGACAGAGAUGAAUGCACUGAAUCUCCAAGCAUUUGUGGUGAGAGGAUAAAAUGCCUGAAUACUCCGGGUGGUUUCCGAUGCCUCGGAAUUGCUGAGAAGGAUGCAGCUUUGGGACUGUGUGGAGAGGCAUAUUUCUUCAAUAAGGAAAUGCAGGAAUGCCAGGCCUGUUUAAAAUGUGAAGAUGGAAUAGUGGCCAUGCCUUGUUCCACUGUCAGUGAUACAGUGUGUUCAGCAACCAGUGAAAACAAACUCUCGGAGUCUUGGGCUGCAAACAUCAUUCUACCCUCUGUAAAGUCUGGCAUCUCUCAGGUCUACUCUGGUUUGAACUUGAAGAUAAAGGGAAAGCUUCCCUGUGAAAUCCUAUUGGUUGAAGAUAACAGCCUGGUAUUCAGGCAACAUGGUCUGUUGUGGACUGACAUAAAUUUUGCAGUAAAACACAACUGCAGGAAUUUUUUGCAACUUUCCUUAAAGUUAAAUGGCAGUGAGGAAGGCUACGAACUGAGUGGUGUUCGCAUUGAACAGCCAGAAGGGAAGUAUUUCCAGAGCACUAGUUUAAGUAGUGCUGCUGAAGUGGAGCCCAGCCAAACUCUUUCUGUGUAUUUGAGGAGCCCAAAUCAAUUCUGCAAUCAAAGUAAAGACUUAAGUAUUUAUGAUCUUAAUACCCCGCUCAGUUUGUUUUGGUUGUCCCACGAUACGGGUGCUGUGGCACUCAGUGCACAGAUGUCAACAGCAAUGCAUUACCAAACCAACUAUCGACCUACCUUUAAAAUAAUAUCUGUUUCCGACCCUUACAUGCUAAGUUUAUCUCAUGAUGGCAGAGCUAUAAAGUUCACUGAAACCGGUGUUGUCAAAUUUGUAUUCCACCAGGCAUUGUAUUCCAUGGGUCAUGCAUGUGUCCGGGAGGGCUUCUCCUUAAUUUCUUAUAUCAAUAGGAAUGGUACCAACACAGAAUUAAUGAAUGUAUUUAAAUCUGGGGUAAAUUACAGAGACACAUCGAUAUCUGCUUCUGGGGCCACAAAAGUUGAUGCUGGAGAUCUGAUUAGCUUUGAGAUACUUUCUCCUGCGCAGUGCAAUGUUCGGUAUUUUGGAGAUAGUUCUGGCAUUAGUAUGUUUAGCCUCAUCUGGAUCCCUUCAGCAGUUUCUAGUGCCAUAUCAGCCACAGUUGCUGUUACAGGUUUGCCUACUGGAGCUGUGAGAAACAAAUUGCUGGAUUUCACCCAGGUCUCAUCCAAUGAGAAGCAGAUACAGCUGGUUUCUUCUGGACAGCUUGCUCAGAAGUAUUUCAUUUUUACUGAAAAGGGAGUUGCCAGCCUAGCAUUUAACUUAAAGCUAAUCCACUCAUGCAGUGUGCUCAAAAUGACUCUGAAUCGGUUGACCAUGGAUCACAUGCAACCCACAGCGAUUGCUCAGCAGAUUGCAGGUCAGAUGCCAGAGGGAAGCAUUUGGACCAGCGUGUCCCUUCGCGCAUCUUUUGAAGUACAUAAUGGAACACUGAUAUCAGUUUCUCUUGACUGUGUGCGUGGAAGGAUCAAUCAGAUCACACAUGAACAUGGAACCAGUAUAUCUAUUUUAUGGAUUUCAUCUUAAUUUCUGUACAGUCAAGUUAGCACAGAACUGGGGUUUAAAUUGCAUUUGGAUUCUACUCUGAUUUUAUACAUAUUUGACCCCUUAUGCUGUGUUGACAUGAGCAGAUUGUCCCACUAAAAUGCUUUCAAUUUUAGGAAUAUUUAAAUAUAAUCUUAAUGGAAUUAUCAAUAUUUAAAGAAAAGAGAGCUUUCAGUGGUCCAAGAUUUUAUUACUUUUAACAUCUUCAGGCAGGGAACUUUGAAUACAGGUCAAACUCUCUUAUUUUUAAUUCAGCCGUCUCUUAAAAUGAGUUAUUUCUGGACCACAAGAAAUUGCAUGUAGAGGUAAAUAUUUGCGUUUUAGUACUGCAACUGGAACCAGCACAGCCAAAUUAUGGAAACCUGCUCUCAGUUUCUUCACUGCAGCAGGCUAAUAGCAAAACUAAAUGCACUUUGAGGCUAAUUUGUCUACAUCUUAUAAGAUGCUGUGCUUUCUAUAAAUGGAGAGAACAUGCCUCAAACUGGGGGUUAUACUAUAGUGACACUGGAGUAUACAGGCUUAAUAUUAUAGAAAUGGACAUGGGUCAAAAAUGGAACAUUGUUUUUACAAAAUGUAAUAAUUGCUCUCAACAAAAACGUUAGAACUAAUGACUGUUCUAAUUUCAUUUGGAAAUAACCUGCAUUUAAGCAAUUUGGGAAGACUCCUCUUUUUAGUUUUUGCCACUGAAAAGUUGCAGGAUGAGAAGGAAGGAAUUAUCUUCCAAAAAGUAAGAGUGUGUAGGAGAAAAUAAAUUCGUAUUAAAGCAGUGUCUUGAAAAUUAGACAUUUGGAAAUUAAACACAUUUUAUUAGGUUUCUUAUAAAUGACAAAAUAUUUUUAUGACUGAAAAGGAACACCAUUCACAAACAUACUUAUUUUGCUGAACAGGUACAUAAUUUGUUGUUGUUGUUGUUGUUUUGUUAAAUAACUCAGUUAAUUCUAAAAAGAAAUGAUGUCUUCAGUAACAUUGAUUUUGUCUUCUUUCAGCUCUUCCACCAAACUAUUAUUUCUUUUUCCAAUCAAUGUAGAGUGUUUUCUCGUUUUCUCCUCUCCCCUCCACAAAAGCUGCUUCACCCUCCUUUCUAAUUUCUUUUGCUAAGAGUAAAUGGCAUGCCCUGUCAUGUAGUUCUUUCACCAUCCCUACUAAAGAACAGGUGUAUGUAUGUCACAUAAUGCAAUUGCAGAAGGAGGACACUAAUAAGGCACUCACAGACUGCCUUACAUCAACCUUACUGAAAGAAGGAGUGCUAUGCACAAUAUAACUUUAAUGUAGGUGUCUGCCUGAGUAUGUAUAUCUAAAAUAUAUGCACUUUCCUGUGCUUUUCACCUGUUUUGGAGUUUGUCGCACUGCUUUUGCUAUAUAACCUCCUCCUAUAAUUUUCUGUGGAAGCAUGAACCCAAAUGCAAGAUUUUAUCUGGUGGUUCUGUUUUCACUUGUAACUUUGUAGCUGUGUCCUUAACACUUGUACUUGUCUUUCCCUCAUCCUUUUUUCUUGAAGUUUAUACUCAAAGGUAUGCAGGCUUUGAACAAAUUGUUCUUUUCUGAACAGAACCGUAAUUUUUCUUGCUUUUUGCUGCAAAGUCUAAGCAGCCCAUUGCAAGAUGCCUCACUGGGUGUUGUGCUGAAGCCAGCAUAAGUAUGCAAACCACAGUAAACUCAAUCCUGCUGUCCCCAAAGUCUGUGACAGAGGUCUUGGUGACUUUGUGUAGCCAGGCUUGUUCGUUCUGGCAAGGACAUGAGGAAGGAUAGGCUGAAGCUAAUAUUAAAAGUGUUCAACAUUUACAAAAUACUGUUAUUGCUACAGAGGAUAUUUUGUAGUGGUAGAGGAAGACUUCUGGAAUGAGGGGAGCUGCAUUAUGUAGGAGCAAAGCAGUUUUUCUGGGUAUUUCACUCUGGAAGUCUACUGGGACUGAAUGAAGAUGAAAUGCAACAGGAGUUAAACUUCUCUGACAUAUCCAUCUGCUUAGUAAGGCAAAGUAGUGAAAUGAUUCCUAGGUGGUAUCAGGGCCAUCAUAUCUUCUCGAACAAACUCCUCUCUACAAAGAGGUCGUUUUGUAAGGAGUGGGUCAAACGGCUUCUUCCUCAGAGAAGCCAGCAGCUCCUUUCUGUGCCAGGAUGAACAUGGUGUAAGAGGAGCUCUGCAGAGAGCAGACCUGGGUAUUUCUAAGGUAAGACAUGUUGAAAUGAUGUGCUUAUGGUUUUGUUUCAGAGAAAGUUAAGAAAUUUACUUUCUCACAGACAAAAUCCUUUAUUUUUCUUUGCUGUUUCGCGCUAUGCAGUUGGGUUGAAGGCUGCCACCCCGCAGUGUAAUACAAGUUAGGAGCCAUUUUUUAUUUAAACCUGUGUAGCAGAUAUCAGAAUCUGAUGUUAGACAUAACCUGAUACAUCUUUAGCAAAAUGCAGAUGUUACUUGAAUAUAAUAAGCAUUUGCCUAUAUGUAGCAUAUAGCAAAUCUAAUGGCAUGAUUUGUAUGACUAUGCGUUACCUGAGAUUGUGAUGUCAGUGGAAUUGCUUGAAUAUGGAGGAAAUAGAUGCUCAAAUCCUGUAUUGUCACAGGUUGGUAGUACUUGCAUUUAAAUGCACCAUUAUCAAGGAUGCAGAUGCUACCAAGGAGGUCCCAGUGAACAUUGUUAAAGCUGAGAGAGAUUUCAAAGUAUGAAUUCUUCAAUGUAGUAAGUCUUCUCCCUGGGUUCUGGGGGGAGUGUCCAUAAUUACCCUUAAAUUCAGAGUAGAUUUUUAGAUGCACAGUGGCAGAAAUGCAGUAUUUUGCACCCAUCUGGUGGUGAUAAUGCAUCUAAUACUGUUUUAGUAAUGUGAUCUGUGAUAAAAUACUCACAUGAUGAAAAAAAAGGUCUUAUUAAAUAUGCAGUAUUAAUUGCAACUUACAGCAAACUUAGCCUUAUUUCAAGCAAGAAAAGGCUGAUAAUUUGAGCCUCUUUUGCAUCUCUUCCUUUCGGGAGAAAAAAAAAAAGGCGCCUGAAUCAAUAGUUCAGGCCACUUGCUGACCUUGAUUAUAGGAACGUGAAUUUGGAGUGUGUUGGAAUCAGUGUGGAAUUAUAGUCAAAUUCAUGGCGUAGUAUAUAGCCUUUGCAUCUAUGAGAAUGAUAUAUAUUCCCCCAUACUAUGCAACAUUAAGUGGUGCACUAUGAUCCUGAAGAAGAUAAAGUUCAAGAGGAAUCAGAUUAUAUAGAAUGAAUGCUAAUUUUAUGGCACUUAUCCCAUUUGCUGUAGUAAAUUGCAUGUUUUAUUGACAGGUAUAUCUUAUUAAUUAUACUUACAACUUUUGAACUUCUAUAUUCAUUUUUUCAUAUGGUUUGUAUUAGUAGCACAAUAUAAUACUGUGAAGUACAGAAUUCAUUUAAAAACUUUUCUUUUGAACCUUUUGAUACCAUGUUCAUGAAUAUGGUUAGAAUAUCUGGAGACUGUCUCUCCAAUCCUUUCUGCCAGAGAGCGUUUCCAAGGCAGGUAUUCAUAAAGUAAUAGAGGAAGUAUGAGACUGGCAGAAUCUGGCUGUACAGAAAGAACUGAAGUGGAUACAUCCAGGAAGACAGGUGGUUAUUUCACUUCUGUUAUGCAGAUAAUGUUUGUUAUAGAAAACUUAACCAUUACAGGAGGAAAAUAAUUUAGGCUGUAUAGUGUUGUUCACACAAGAAGAAAAAGGGUUUGGCUUACAAAAACCUGCAUCAUUUUGUUUUGUGAAACAUUUCUCAAAUUCAAAGAUUUUACCUGAGUAUAUUUUAUUACCUAUACAAUUUUUUAUGCUUUCUAUGAAGUCAAAACUGGGCAUAAUAUGUUAAGUCUAUUUUAAUAUUGUGAAUGCCUCCUCUGUUCUGUGGUUUCUGCAGACUGCAGUACACUGUGAAAACUGGUUUCAAGUGGUGCUUUUUUAUGAAAUUUCCUACUUUGAAAUAUCACCUUGUUUUUUUAAAAAAAACUGUUUAGAUGCUUGCCUCUAUUAAUAUUAUAUUGUAAUAUGAUUUAAGAGAACUUUACUUAAAUAAAUAAAACAGUAAAACGUUGUGGGUGUUUAUGUUUGUUCUGAGGAUGGCUAAUUGCAGCUAUUGUGAUUUUUACCACUGACUUUUUUGGGGCCAGGAUUUCACAAAUGUAAUCUGAAUUAGUUACCUGUGUUUGCUGAAGUGGCAUUAAACAAGGACAGUAAUAGUACACAUUUCUAAAGAUCAUUUAGUCUACCUGUUUUGUGUUCUCACUGUCGUAACUGUAGAUCUGAGAAGAUUAGAAUUGCAUUUGACGCUACUACACUAAUAAAUGCUUGUGUCAGAAAAGCA
Molecule: messenger RNA, 7368 nt
Organism: Columba livia (rock pigeon)
Lineage: Eukaryota; Metazoa; Chordata; Aves; Columbiformes; Columbidae
Exons: 5
Coding region: 164-3061 (965 amino acids)
Molecular function (GO): calcium ion binding; protein binding; heparin binding
Source: RefSeq, a predicted model, not a curated record